AUGGAUCACCACUCCAUGAGCACAAUGGAUAUGAGCAGUAUGAGCGAUUCUAGCUCUUCAUCCUCUUCCUCUUCAACAAUGUCAAUGACCAUGGUCUUCACCAACGCCCACAACACCCCGCUCUACUCCUCCGCCUGGACACCCUCAUCCUCAGGGACAUUCGCAGCCACGUGUAUCUUCCUCAUUGUCCUCGCCAUUAUCGACCGCUGCCUGAUCGCCUUCAAAGCCAGCAUGGAGCGCCACUGGCUAGCCGCGCAUCUGAACCGUCGCUAUGUUGCGAUCGCCGGCAAGACCAGCGAAGCAGGACGCAUCGAUGCCGACCCUGACGCGAAACUCGCCUCACUCAUUACGGCGCAAGGAGUCGAGGAGAACGUCAAGGUUGUACGAAACAUCUCCCAUGGCCCGAUUCCGUGGCGGUUUAGCGUGGAUGUGCCGCGGGCGUUGCUUUUCCUGUGCAUCGCAGGGGUGUCUUAUCUACUCAUGUUGGCGGUUAUGACCUACAACAUCGGCUAUUUCUGCUCAGUGUUGGCGGGCGCGUUCCUGGGGGAAUUGGCCGUUGGUCGAUACAUCCAUUGGAACGAGCAUGCUCACUGA
Molecule: messenger RNA, 594 nt
Organism: Penicillium subrubescens
Lineage: Eukaryota; Fungi; Ascomycota; Eurotiomycetes; Eurotiales; Aspergillaceae
Product: copper transporter family protein
Exons: 2
Coding region: 1-594 (197 amino acids)
Biological process (GO): intracellular copper ion homeostasis; copper ion transmembrane transport
Cellular component (GO): plasma membrane
Molecular function (GO): copper ion transmembrane transporter activity
Source: RefSeq, a predicted model, not a curated record